AUGACAAAUAUAAAAAAUUGUAAAGAAAUAGAUUACGAAGCUAUGAAACAAAAAGUUGCUAUUUUGAAGCAAGAAAGUGUUGAAGAGAAUGAAAGAGAUUCUCUCUCGCGGCACGAUUCAUUGGACAGACGUAUAAAAAUUAUUGAAGAUCUGAUAAUGAAUGCAAUGAAAAAACGGAGUAUAAUUCACAAUUUGAUCGUUGCAAGCAGGGAUGAAAAUGACGAUGCAUUGCCAAAAUUAAUAUCCCAGAAGAUGGAAUUUGAAUUUGGCAAAAGUAACAUUAAAUAUUCAAAUAGUAUUGAUGAUCAAAAUUCUGUUGUUACCGGCAUACCAGAAGAAGCUUUCGGAAUGAACUGUCCGAAUAAAAGUAUAAAAAUAUCAGUUUUGGAACAAUUUAUUUACAUGGAUGGUUACUAUGUUGAAAAAUUAGAAGAAUUGGAAAAAGCUAGUAAACUAUUCUCUGACAUACGCAGAGCUGUUAUCACCGACAUAAUGGAUCAUAAAAAAUCGAUCAACCUGGAGGCUCUGUGUGAGGGAUCUGUAUUUACAUCAGCUGUUCAUGACAAAGAUGUGGUUGCCAACAUCGAUUAUAACUCCCCAAUUGGAAAUAGUGAUCAUAUUGUUCUGGUCUUCUUAUUGAGACAUACUUGGAAUUUAGUUAGAAAACGUGCCAAGCAAAAAUAUAAUUUUAACAAAGGUGAGUAUGAUAAGAUGAGAGUUUAUGUCAGAACUGAAUUAAGUAAAGAAAUGUGUGUAUUUAAACAAGUUUAUAAUGUUGUGAAACACAAUGAAGCCUGGAUGUACUUCUGUACUGUACAGAACGAUGCUACAAAUAAAUUUAUUCCUUUAAUUGAUGUUGGGUUCAUAAUAAUGGAUUUGCAUUAA
Messenger RNA from Helobdella robusta, 885 nucleotides. RefSeq lists its product as hypothetical. The record is from RefSeq and is a predicted model, not a curated record. The transcript has 5 exons. Lineage: Eukaryota; Metazoa; Annelida; Clitellata; Rhynchobdellida; Glossiphoniidae. The coding region runs from base 1 to 885 and encodes 294 amino acids.